Molecule: messenger RNA, 525 nt
Organism: Sciurus carolinensis (gray squirrel)
Lineage: Eukaryota; Metazoa; Chordata; Mammalia; Rodentia; Sciuridae
Product: whey acidic protein-like
Exons: 4
Coding region: 1-525 (174 amino acids)
Biological process (GO): innate immune response; antibacterial humoral response
Cellular component (GO): extracellular region
Molecular function (GO): peptidase inhibitor activity
Source: RefSeq, a predicted model, not a curated record
AUGCGCUGUCUCAUCAGCCUAGCCCUCGGCCUUCUUGCCCUGGAGGUAGCCCUUGCUCUGGACCCAGCCUUCAUCUCACCAGCUCAGGUCAUGUGCCCCGAGUCCAGCUCCUCCGAGGAGAUGCCCUGUACCCAAGCCUGUCUCACUGAUGAGGACUGUCUCGGCAACACCAAGUGUUGUCCUAGUGCCUGUGGCCGUUCCUGCAGAACCCCCAUCAUUGUAGCCGCCCCCAAGACUGGCAGCUGCCCCUGGGUGGGCGAACAGAUGUCCCAGCAGUGUCAGGAGCAGGACCAGUGCUCCAAUGACAGCCAGUGUGAGGGCAACAAGAAAUGCUGCUUCAGCCAGUGUGCUAUGAGGUGUCUGAACCCCGUCCUAGGUAUGCAGCCUCAAGACCACCCUCUGGGUCCCUUUCUCCCUUGGCUUUCUCUGACUCAAGCCCUGUUAAGGCUCUACUUCAAGCAGUCUGAGGACCUAGUCAGUGUUUCACUUCUGGAUCUUGGGCCCCACAGUACAGAAGAAGAAUGA